This is a messenger RNA of Procambarus clarkii (red swamp crayfish), 1425 nucleotides long. Lineage: Eukaryota; Metazoa; Arthropoda; Malacostraca; Decapoda; Cambaridae. The record is from RefSeq and is a predicted model, not a curated record.
AUGAAAGUUGAAGAUUCAGACAGCUUCUUUAUGAAUGGCAUCCAAGUUACAGAUAAUAUAACGGAUAUUAACACGAACUCUGAAGACUUUGAAGAAGAUUUUAGCAAUGCCCAUGCACUCAGCCCCUGGAUACCUGGGCUCCAUACCCAUCCUCUCCUGGCCCUCUACGUCGGCUCCAGACCCAUCCUCUCCCGGCCCUCCACCGUCGGCUCCACACCCAUCCUCUCCCGGCCCUCCACCGUCGGCUCCACACCCAUCCUCUCCCGGCCCUCCACCGUCGGCUCCACACCCAUCCUCUCCCGGCCCUCCACCGUCGGCUCCACACCCAUCCCCUCCUGGCCCUCCACCGUCGGCUCCACACCCAUCCUCUCCCGGCCCUCCACCGUCGGCUCCACACUCAUCCUCUCCCGGCCCUCCACCGUCGGCUCCACACCCAUCCCCUCCUGGCCCUCCACCGUCGGCUCCAGACCCAUCCUCUCCCGGCCCUCCACGUCGGCUCCAGACCCAUCCUCUCCCGGCCCUCCACGUCGGCUCCAGACCCAUCCUCUCCCGGCCCUCCACGUCGGCUCCAGACCCAUCCUCUCCCGGCCCUCCACCGUCGGCUCCACACCCAUCCCCUCCUGGCCCUCCACCGUCGGCUCCAGACCCAUCCUCUCCCGGCCCUCCACGUCGGCUCCAGACCCAUCCUCUCCCGGCCCUCCACGUCGGCUCCAGACCCAUCCUCUCCCGGCCCUCCACGUCGGCUCCAGACCCAUCCUCUCCCGGCCCUCCACCGUCGGCUCCACACCCAUCCCCUCCCGGCCCUCCACCGUCGGCUCCACACCCAUCCCCUCCUGGCCCUCCACCGUCGGCUCCACACCCAUCCCCUCCUGGCCCUCCACGUCGGCUCCAGACCCAUCCUCUCCCGGCCCUCCACCGUCGGCUCCAGACCCAUCCUCUCCCGGCCCUCCACCGUCGGCUCCACACCCAUCCCCUCCUGGCCCUCCACCGUCGGCUCCACACCCAUCCCCUCCUGGCCCUCCACCGUCGGCUCCACACCCAUCCCCUCCUGGCCCUCCACCGUCGGCUCCAGACCCAUCCUCUCCUGGCCCUCCACGUCGGCUCCAGACCCAUCCUCUCCCGGCCCUCCACCGUCGGCUCCAGACCCAUCCUCUCCCGGCCCUCCACCGUCGGCUCCAGACCCAUCCUCUCCCGGCCCUCCACCGUCGGCUCCAGACCCAUCCUCUCCCGGCCCUCCACGUCGGCUCCAGACCCAUCCUCUCCCGGCCCUCCACGUCGGCUCCACACCCAUCCUCUCCUGGCCCUCCACGUCGGCUCCAGACCCAUCCUCUCCUGGCUCUCUACGUCGGCUCCAUACCCACUCACCCCACGUGUACCGACCCAGGUCGGCGCCCUCACUGCACACAAAUUCCACGGUAUGCAUAA